This is a messenger RNA of Acanthamoeba castellanii str. Neff, 588 nucleotides long. RefSeq names its product Rasrelated protein Rap-1, putative. The record is from RefSeq and is a predicted model, not a curated record. Bases 1 to 588 code for a protein of 195 amino acids. Lineage: Eukaryota; Discosea; Longamoebia; Acanthamoebidae. Gene Ontology annotation, molecular function: GTP binding; GDP binding; GTPase activity. Gene Ontology annotation, biological process: signal transduction. Gene Ontology annotation, cellular component: plasma membrane. The transcript is spliced from 3 exons.
AUGUUGGAGUACAAGAUUGUCGUUCUGGGAAGCGGUGGCGUUGGCAAAUCGGCUUUGACCGUUCAGUUCGUCCAGGGCAUCUUCGUCGAGCAGUACAACAACAACUCCACUUUUUGCUGCCUUCUUGAGCCAAAUUCCUACCGUAAGCAGGUGGAAGUCGAUGGACAGCAGUGCAUGCUCGAGAUCCUCGAUACUGCAGGAACUGAGCAGUUCACCGCUAUGAGGGAUUUGUACAUGAAGAACGGCCAGGGCUUCGUGUUGGUGUACUCCAUCAUCGCCCCCUCGACCUUCAACGAUUUGCCCGACCUCAGGGAACAGAUUCUGCGCGUGAAGGACAUGGACGACGUACCGAUGGUGCUCGUCGGCAACAAGUGCGAUCUGACGGACCAGCGCGCCAUCUCGACCGAGCAGGGCGACUCGCUGGCCAAGAAGUUCAACUGCGUCUUCCUCGAAUCGUCGGCCAAGACGAAGAUCAACGUCGAGCAGAUCUUCUUCGACCUCAUCCGGCAGAUCAACCGCAAGACCGGUUCUGGCGGCAAGGACGCCGGCGGCGGUGGCGGCAAGAAGAAGGGCUGCCUCCUCUUCUAA